GGAGGAGGAGGCGGCGGCGCGCCGGGCCGAGCCGGCGGCGGGAGGAGCUUGUGAUGUCAUCAGUGGAAGCGAAAACAUCUACCUCGUGACCUGGCAUGAUGCGUCAGGAUGAAACGCCACAGGCAUCUAAGCACCAGUGACAGUUCAGACAAUGAGAGUCCUUCCACUUCCUUUUCUUCUUGUUCUAAAUACAGGAGCAAGUCAAAAACACCAGCAAAUGAACAAAAGAAGCCUGCUGAGGUGUUCCGCAAGGAUCUCAUUAGUGCCAUGAAACUACCAGAUUCUCACCAUGUCAACCCUGAUGAGUACUAUGUCUUUGCGGACACGUGGAAACAAGAAUGGGAGAAAGGGGUUCAAGUUCCAGCCAGUCCCGAAACUAUUCCACAGCCUUCUCUCAGGGUUGUAGCAGAAAAAGUGAAAGAAGUACUGUAUACACGACCGAGGAAAUACAUCCACUGUUCCAGCCAAGAGCCCACAGAACCAGGUUACAUCAACAUUUUGGAACUGGCAGAAUCUGUGUGUCGCUAUGACUUGGAUGAUAUGGACAUCUUUUGGCUUCAGGAGCUAAAUGAAGAGCUGACAGAAAUGGGAUGUGGGCCCCUAGAUGAAAACACAAUGGAAAAGACAAUUGAAGUGCUGGAACGGCAUUGUCAUGAGAAUAUGAAUCAUGCGAUUGAGACUGAAGAGGGGUUGGGUAUCGAAUAUGAUGAAGAUGUCAUCUGCGAUGUGUGCCGGUCCCCCGACAGUGAAGAUGGGAAUGACAUGGUGUUUUGUGACAAGUGUAAUAUUUGUGUCCAUCAGGCGUGCUAUGGAAUCUUAAAAGUACCCGAAGGGAGCUGGCUGUGUCGCACCUGUGUCCUGGGAAUACAUCCUCAGUGCCUCCUGUGUCCCAAAAGAGGAGGUGCCAUGAAAGCUACCAGGACAGGGACCAAGUGGGCACAUGUGAGCUGUGCUCUUUGGAUUCCAGAGGUUAGUAUUGCUUGCCCAGAAAGGAUGGAGCCAAUCACCAAGGUGUCUCACAUUCCACCAAGUCGAUGGGCUCUAGUGUGUAGUUUAUGCAAACUGAAAACUGGUGCUUGCAUUCAGUGUUCCGUGAAAAGCUGCAUCACUGCCUUUCAUGUCACCUGUGCCUUUGAGCAUAGCUUAGAAAUGAAGACUAUCCUGGAUGAUGGGGAUGAGGUCAAGUUCAAGUCAUAUUGUCUAAAGCACAGCAAGAACAAACAAAAUUCGCUGCCUGAUGUUGAGGAGCACCCCAAGAGCGUGUCAGAGCAGAAGCAAACAGAGAGCGAGAAAACGAGUUUACGAGCCCAAAAACUCAGAGAGCUGGAAGAAGAAUUUUACUCAUUAGUUAAAGUGGAGGAUGUUGCAGCAGAGCUGGGCCUUCCUAAACUUGCUGUAGAUUUCAUCUACAAUUACUGGAAAUUAAAGCGAAAAAGUAACUUUAACAAACCAUUGUUUCCUCCCAAGGAGGACGAAGAAAAUGGCUUGGUGCAGCCAAAAGAAGAUAGCAUUCAUACUCGCAUGAGGAUGUUCAUGCAUUUGAGGCAGGACCUAGAGAGGGUAAGAAAUCUCUGCUACAUGGUAAGCAGGAGAGAGAAACUGAAGUUGUCCCACAGUAAAGUACAUGAACAGGUCUUCAAUUUGCAAGUCCAACUCAUUAAUCAGGAAAUCGCUGCAGGCCAUACCCUGACAAGUGCACUAGAGAACACACUGUUCUAUCCACCUCCCAGGAUCACCCUAAAGUUAAAAAUGCCCAAAUCAGCAUUAGGAGAUUGCAAAAAUAACUCGCUGAAGCCUGGCAACAGACCGCUUUCUCCUGAAAACAACAGUACUGUUUACAGCAAACGGAGUGUGCCGAUGUCAAAGGAAUCAUUUGAAAUUAAAGCAAAAUCUUACACCAGGUAUCAGCACGACAGCAGAAGUAAUGGGUUGCUGGCAGGGAUCGGCAAGCCUCGGAGUGAGGCAAAGGAUUCUGGUCCCACGCAGAUGAUGGAGUUUCACCGGAGUCAGCCGUCCGGGAAGCCUUUAGCGCUCCAGGCUGCUUUGCAUGGACAGUCUUCCAUUGGGAAUGGGCGGGUGCAGCAAGAGAACUCAAGGCUGAUGGCCAAGUCCAAUGGUCUGAUGGGCAGGGCUGGAGACGUGAGCCAGAGAGACAGCUCCAGCCAGACGCCCUAUGAACAAGAGUCCAUGCUCACAGCUCACUUGGCCAGCCAGAGCGGUUUCAGAAAAUCCACCAUAGAACAUUUUAGCCGGUCCUUUAAAGAGGCUACCAAUAGUCUAGUGAGGACCACGGAAGAUCUCCGGUGCUGUGAAAAGCCAACAAGAAGACUUGCAACAAAAGAUCGCUUGUGGAGCAAGCAGACACUUGAAGGUGCUCCAUACCAGGACAACGAUGGGUACUGUCCUGACUUAGAGCUGAGUGACUCUGAAGCAGAAAGUGAUGAAAACAAAGAGCAAGUGAGGUUAAGACGAAGUAGCUCAGAGAGAGAAAGCCCAAUGAACUUGUACUGGCAGAAGACCUCAGCUGAUGCUCUCUGUGAAGGCACCCCCCUCCAUGGAUUCCUCCCUGCUUCUACCUUUCAGCAAGCCUGGAUUAGCCAUUACAGAGAAGACAAAGCAGGAGUACUGUCCUGUGUAACUAGAGAUCCAAGCUCAAAAUACGUGGCACAGAGUUUGUGUUGUAACCUGGUGCUCGCAGAAGCUGUUAAUUUUCUCCCAAGGUGUGUGCCAACACACAGCUUGUUUUGAUGCCUCCAAACCAUGCUGGCAAAUGCUGAAGUCAGCAAGGAGCAGAGAGACUGGUGAGGUGGGUUGAGGGUGUGAGUAUCUCCUGCUGCUACUAGAUUCAGUAAGCUGUUGCAUUGGCCAAGUAUCCCAAAUGGGGCCUCAUAGUGUGCAAGGACAAUGGGAGAGCAGCAAACAUGGCUUAGCUUUGUAAGAAUUGAUAAUUGUGCUUCAUUGUACUUAAUGAAUUCUUUGCAUACAGUUUUUUAAACCUCUGGAUCUUCUUUCCUAGUUGUAAAAUGUAUAAAGAAGGAGAGAUGUGGGUUUUUUUUUUCUGGAUGUUUUUCUGUGUUGGCAGUUGCUGAUAAUUUGCUUGCCUCACAUUUGAGAUGAAAUCCUUCUGUCAGGAUUGUUGUAUGACACAGCAGUAGAGACAGAAAGAGAAAAUUCAAUGCUAAGCACUGAAGUAAUGCCAUGCAAGCCUGUGAAAUAAAAGCCUAGCUGCUCAGGUAAGGUUAAUAAAGUUAAUAAAGUUAAUUAAGUUAAUAAAUAUCACGUUAGUUGUCCAUUGAGAGAAGCCUACAUGAAAGAUGUGCUGGUAAGGUCAUGUAGGCCCUGAACUUUCCAAAUAUACCCCUGAAAGAGAAAAAUGUGACCAAGUGCAGCCUGGGCUGUGAGCACCUGCUUUAUGAAUAAAGGCAACUGAGUAAAAAUCUUUGCCAGGAGAUAAUUGCCAAGAGGAGAGUGUAUGUUAAGGAACAGAUAAAAUCUGUAACAGGAGUUGUGCAGGCAGCUACCUGCUAAAAGACUAUGGCUGUGUGCAGUGCCCCUCAAAUAAUGGGGCUGCUCCACAUGCCAGCUCAAAACAAGAAUCUGGAUGUGGGAGACGCAACUUUAGGAGCAGCAAAGUUAAUUCUCGUUUGUGAAGACAGUGGUGAGCCAGCCUGUGCCUGAUUGGUGAAUCCUGAGUUGCCAGGAGGAGACGCACAACACAAGGAGGAGUGAGACUGAAGUUGCUUGACAUCACUGAUGCCUACAGGGAUAACCGAAUCCAAGUCAAAAGGCAAUAUGUCAUGGGGUGCUGAAGAGGAGAGCUGGGAUUUAAAAAGCACCCUUUCCUUUAUGAUUUGAGGCCUGGGAGGUGAAGUGGUCAUAGCACAGAGAUAAGCAGGCACAACAGAGAACUGCAUCUGGAAAUUUUGAUGCCAGCUGUUUGCCUUGCGCCUUUGGAAGUCAUAAGGGCUUUACAACACAGGGAGUAAG
Lepidothrix coronata (blue-crowned manakin) is the source of this 3987-nucleotide messenger RNA. RefSeq names its product jade family PHD finger 3 (gene JADE3). The record is from RefSeq and is a predicted model, not a curated record. Gene Ontology annotation, cellular component: histone acetyltransferase complex. Gene Ontology annotation, biological process: regulation of transcription by RNA polymerase II. The coding region runs from base 109 to 2748 and encodes 879 amino acids. The transcript is spliced from 13 exons. Lineage: Eukaryota; Metazoa; Chordata; Aves; Passeriformes; Pipridae.